Molecule: messenger RNA, 6456 nt
Organism: Fusarium oxysporum Fo47
Lineage: Eukaryota; Fungi; Ascomycota; Sordariomycetes; Hypocreales; Nectriaceae
Exons: 2
Coding region: 1-6456 (2151 amino acids)
Source: RefSeq, a predicted model, not a curated record
AUGAACGAGUACGAGAAUUAUGCCGUUGUAUCAUACUUCAUCAAUGUCGGACAGGGGGAUUCCGCCGUUCACAUUCUCAAGUCCAGACAUUCGAACCAUGUCACAGCCGCAGUCUUAAUUGACGGUGGCACGCCUCAAGCUCAUGUCGCUGUCAGUACAGCCAUAGCAAAAAUACGCAAUGAAAUUAACAACCUAUUCGGGUUCAGAUCGAUUGUGGUAACACACUGGGAUAAUGACCACUACGGCGGUGUCAUGCAAAUGUUGUAUCAGGACUGGGAAAAUCAUAGGGCGAACAAUGUGGCAAUGUCAUAUGUUGAUUGGAACGAAACGACGCUCUACUGCCCUUCGAAAGCUGCCAAAUCACUAAGUCACAACUUUCCCAACAUCAAAAUUGAGUUGGCAGAUGGAGGAAGAAACUACCUCCUAUUCUUUCGGAGCGCAAGAGUGGUCUGGGAUCCAAUCUGCCGUGUCAUUAUCGGUACAUAUGCUAUUGGCUACAAUCUGUUCACUGGGUGUCAGCACCUUGAGGAAAAUGGGCGGCUAAAUACUGUACAGCCACCUCCCGAUUUGGAAGAGUCUCUGGGCGAGGUCUAUGAACACGCACCAGAGCUUAAUGAUCGCAAAAGACCGAUAUUUCUCAUCUAUGGAGUAGACGGGAUGACCUUUAGAGACGGGUGGGCAGCGCCCGACCCCUCGUGGACCAACAGAAACCGGAAUGACAAAAACGCUUCAUCUAUCAUGGCGCUGGUGAUAUGGCCUAUACCCUUUGAAGCCGAUGACAACUGGCAGAUGCGUGUCUCACUUUACACUGGCGGGGAUGCCGAAGAAGGCCUCGAAGAGGCAAUGAUGGGCUGGUUGGGUGCGGAAGGGGGACGAUCCAUUCAUCUCGACGUCGUCAAGGCCGGCCACCACGGCUCGCACUUUUCUACCACUGAAGAGUCUUUUCUGCACAAUCUACAAUAUCUCGUCAUCUCCGCCGGACGGCAGUAUGGCCACCCAAGCUUCGCGGUGGCCUAUUGCUUCCUUGCGCUGGCGGAUCACCGUGAGUACCGGAACAUGUCGCGACCUUCGAUCCUCUGCACAAGAUACCCUUACUGGUUACGAUGGCACCCGACUAGGCUCAAGCUUAUCGACUGCAAUCCGGCAACUGUCAUGAGCUGGGGCCAAUCGGCCCUGGCCAUUCAAGCCCGGCUUAUUGGUCUUGACGGUAACUUCUUUCCAGGGUAUCUAGCGAACUGCUAUGGAGAUGCAUUGAGAGAUGCUAAAGCUUUCGCAUUGCUCAACUAUCUCCUAAACGACACUGAGGCCAAUUUUGAUAACAUUGUUAAUGCUCAUCCACAUCACCCAAUGGUCAAUACUCCUAGCCCCCCGCAUCCACGAAAUACGGAAGUUGAGUAUCGUAUGCGGGCAGUCCAUCAGAUCCAGCAGAUAAUACGGCAGCGUCAUGGCCAUGCCAUUCAGCCUGGGAUGAACUGUACUCGGGGUCUACAAUGGGUCAGAACAAUUGCCAUGGGGGAUCGCCCUAAUGUUGCAUAUGAUCCGGAGCAUAUCAUGGACCCGGCUGUUCUUCACCAUAUCAGAGAAGCAGCCCAGAUUUGGGAUAACGAUGACGACCUUGCCUGGGCAUACAUGUUUCCAGAUCAAGAGGCUGUGGCCUCCGCAGCGAAUUGGGCUUUCGAAAGAGACACCGUCGAUACAUAUGGCCUCCCCGCGACCGUCAAUAUUCAGCCAGGGUUUAUGGCUUCAAACACUACUCCGCCCGGGUUCAACUCCGUUGAGGACUGGAUCAAAUCCCUCCUCAUGAGGGGUCUAGUAGACGAAGGGCCCAAUGCCGAGUCAAGCUUUGACAAGGUGUUGUCAAAGGUGGACUCUCCAUGUGCCAGAUGGUUUGAGCACUGCUUUUCUUGCAUUGUACACCUCGGACUGAUUGGAAAACGAAAUGAGGGGAGGCCAUCGCUGACAGGGGCCAACAUUAGACUCAAGUUGAGCAAAGAUGAGGCACAGGGUCAUCUGCAAGAUUCAUCUCUGUCAUUUUCCACGGACGAAGCAGUGCGCACUCUACAAUUCGGGACUGGGGCUGGACCGUGGCAGACUCCUUUUGGGUUCCAACUCAACGUGCAGGGCGUUCUUUUUGCGUUAGAUGGUUCUUCUUCACUCACCAUAGCGCAAUUAGCCGGUCUCAUAAAUUUCCCCUUAUCUACCAACGUACUGGUUUCCAAACUGCUGGGCUCUCUCGAACUAUCAACAUACAAGCAAUCGCGUUCCGGCAUAUGGUUCAUCCCACAGUUCAACUCCCGUACCAUCAUGCGGAUUGCGAUGAGGCCCAACAACAUCAAUGCCACUGGUGAGCUGAAAUACCUCAUAAGCGACAAGCUUGGACCUAUCAAGAUCUUGGAGGCCAACGUUGUCGGAACUUGCGUCGUCGAAGACCUGGGUCCCAGUAAAUGCGAGUCGUCAUCUAAGCUAGGAUUGCAACUUGAUCUUGAGUGGGAGGGCAGCACUGAAGAUGAUCUGCCUGUUUUUGAGGGCAAAGCUUCUAUUGAGUUCUCGGAGAGUGGUUUCCAACUAAUUUUCAAGCUUGUCAGUAGCACCGGUCUCCUUGAAAAGUUAACAAGCCGUGCUCUACAACUUCUAGGCGGUUCGUCUGGCCAGUCUCUGCAUGAAUCACAAAGCCCUUCGUUCGGGGAAUAUUUGUCGCAAGCCCUGGGCGGUGAAUGUGUUUCUGUUCAUCGGAUCGCUGUCGCCUUUGACAAAGACAGGAAUCUUUCAUCUUUCGAGAUAUCAGUCGAGGUUGACGCAUCUUUCGGCAGCACCUCGCCUGUCCCUUUUCUUGCGACUAUACGUUUGAACAAAGGGUCUUUUGAAUUGUCAGCACAGACCUGGCCAAUACCUUUAUGGGGUAACCCUUCUUGUCCACUGGCAUUGCACCCUUUCUACGAGACAACUACUCUGACGUCCCCAUUUACACCUAAUCCUAUCUACAAAAUUCCACUCAAGAGUUUGCUUCGCUUGCCAAACGACGCGCAUAUACCGCCUGGUCUUCCAAAUGUGGUCACAGAUGUUCAGUUGGCCCUGGGCUACAGCCAUGGCAGAACAAGCGCCACAUUUCAUACCAUUCUCGAGUCUGAUCCCAACGUUGCUGGGCUCUUUGGUUCAGAAGACCGGGCCCUGGCACCAGCUUUGGGCUUGGAACGAGUGACUUUGGAUCUGGGCAUCAUCUUCCCACUAAAGGGUCAAGGAGGGUCAACUGACAUUACCAUUGGGCUAGAAGCCUGUUUGACACUGUCACUCCCAGCCGGGCCUAGCUUUAGCUUUCCAGAGCCACCUCAAGUACCCAUCGUCGUGCAAGUAUCUUACCGGAAGAAUGACCGGCGGCAUGAGUGGCUGGCAUCCGCAACUAUCGAGCAGUUGAGAGUGGCCCAUCUUUGUAACCUGUUUGCUCAAGAUGGCUCCAAUCAUGCGAUUCUGGACCUGAUGGGCGGAAUAUACGUGGCCCGUGCUGGUAUCGAGCAUCAAUACGACGGCGGCACGUCACUCAAGAUCGAUGGUAGCAUGCAUCUUGGCGCAGAUGAGUCCGGCCCUGCUGCGGAGCUCGAUUUCGUAUACCAACACCAAGCAAAGUCGCAGGGUUGGUUUUUCAGCGCACAUUUGGGUUUGGGUUCCAAAUCAGGCACUCUACGAGUAGUGAACCUGCUCAAAGAUAUUAUCGACGAGACCGAGCUGCCUGGCUUUCUCCGCAACUUGGCACUCCCUCUCGAUAAGCUCAAAGUCAGACUCGAAUGCAAGAAGAUUUCAGACAAAACGAACAACGCCCACGUCAUCUUUUCUCUAACCAUAUCAGUUGACAGCUUUGCUAUCACGCUUGUACAACUUCGUUCCGUGGCAUCUGCGAAUUUGAGUGCUCUCGCAAGAGCCAGCGACGAACGCGUGCUAGGCGCAGCAGAGGAUACCGGACCGGCUCAGCUACUCCGUGUCGUUAUGCCUACCAUCCGUCGUAUCCCAGACUUCCCUGUUGUAGGUACGAUAGAACAGCCCUUUGACCAGCUUGGUGUUGUGUGGACGAACCGGGAUCUGAGUGACUCGGAGGUUGGCAUUCUCAAUGACAAUAUCUUUGAGUCUGAGCCGUUGCUGAGCAAAGAUGGAGCGAUUGGCAUACCUCGUGGCAUUCACUUUCAAGUCACUAUGCAAAGCGCUGGAAAGCGAAAGUUGAUAAUCGACCAUGUCGUCAAAAGAAAUAGAAAGAGUCUGGUUCAAAGAGGUCUGAAACAGGGCGAGAACGACACAGGGAUGGCCGACGAAACACAGUCUUCAGAAAAGACAAUAGCACCAAUAUCAAGAAAGUUCGGUCCUCUAUCUAUCAACAGCAUCGGUCUAUCGAUUUCUGGCGAUUCAUUUAGCACCCUCGUAUUUUCUCUCGAUGCAACCCUCACCUUCGGACCAAUCAGUGUUAAACUCAUAGGUCUCACUCUCACUGCCGACUUGGAGGGUAUCAAAACUCUAGACAGCCUCAGAGCCCUGACGUUCAAGGCUCUGAUUGGAGGCAUGGCUCUUGAAUUCGAAAAGCCUGAUACUCGACUGUCGGGGUUGCUUAUUCCUUUCGGCAAAGACACAGACCCCGAAACAGGUUUCAUGGGUGCCAUGGCUGUCUCGGUCGCCAAGUGGUCAGUCACUGCGGCUGGUAUGUAUACGCAAAACAAGUUGAGUCACCUCAAGUCUGUCUUUGCCUUUGGCGCGCUUCGUGGGACCCUAUUUACCAUAGGUAGUGUCGAGUACAACAGCUUCACCGGUGGUUUCGGCUACAACUCGACACUGAGGCUACCAUCUGUAUCGCAAGUAGCUGAAUUCCCAUUCAUCGCGAUGAACAGCAAUAUUUCAGAACCAACAGGAUCAUUGACGUCGCACCUGGAGACACUCAGCAGCCGAGAUAAAGGUGGCUGGGUCACUACUGAGCCUGGCAGUAUGUGGUUGGCUGCCGGUGUCGGUUUCAAGGCCUUUCAGACGAUAGAUUCACAGAUUCUUGUGGCUCUUACUAUGGCCGAUGAGCCCAAAUUUGCCGUCAUCGGGCAAGCUACAGCAGUCUUUCCCAAGGGCAAGUCUUUGGACAAAGCUUUUCUUGUCCUGGAUAUUGUUAUUGCUUCGGAAAUCGACCCUACGCAUGGCACAAUCCUAGUAGCUGGAGAGCUGACGCCCAGGUCAUUCAUCCUUGACCCGUCCUGUCGGCUUACAGGAGCUUUUGGCUUCAAGAUUUUCUUAGCAGGAUCUCCGCAUCAAGGCGACUUUGUCUUUACCGUCGGUGGCUACCACAGUCAGUACGCGGUACCAUCUCAUUAUCCUGUCACCUCUUCACGUGUAGGCAUACGCUGGCAAUACGACUCCCAGAUCUAUAUCUCGGGUGAAGCCUACUUUGCCAUCACGCCACAGGUCGCCAUGGGUGGUGGCAGGAUGGACUUGGUCGUCGACAAGGGCUGGGUUCGUGUUGUCUUCAGCGCUUGGGCAGACUUCUUCAUGCACUAUCACCCCUUUAACUAUGCUCUCCAAGUUGGUAUCUCACUCUGGGCCGAGGUGAAUAUCCCUGCGUUGCUCUGCAGCAUACAUCUAGGUCCCAAAGAGUUUUCUGCCCGUCUUGACCUCCAUGGGCCUCCAAUGGCGGGACACGUCCAUCUACACUUUUGGAAGUACGAUGCCAUCAUUGCAUUCGGAGCUCAGGCAAUCCAGCCAUCACCUCUGUCAUGGGAGCAGUUUCUGAGGAUGGUUAAGAACAUGCCAGCUGAAGCUCACGAGUCUGACGCGAUUAAAUCAUCGAAUCACACAGUCAAUAUCACCAAAGGUGUUGUGCCCGUUCACAAAGACGCAAAACCAGCAACGGAUGAUAAAAGCUCAUCUGAGGUUGAGAUCCGUGCUACCCAUCUCGAGUUCCAAGUACAAGCAAGGGUCCCGAUCCUGUCACUAACUAUUGGGGCUGCACCUCGCAGUAAGAUUCAAGGCUCUGCAUCACUAUACGCACGCCCAAUGCAGGAUGCUGCGGCUAUCAUAGACUCACAUCUUACUGUGAUACUGCACCCCAAAGGUCGAAAGGAUGUUCCGGUUGAGCUGGGAGUCCAGACCAUUCUCAAACAAAAGGUCGCACCAGCUCUCUGGGGUCAAUACAAGAAAGGCAGCAAUCCAGCUUCCAUCGCCUCGGAGAGCAUGCCAGAACAUGCUUUGGCCUUGGACUUCCGAGUAGAGCCAGCAGGCCCAUCAGAAGAGGAUCUGCCAACGAUUGACAUUGUUGGGUUCAGCUCCACCAACUUGAAGGAGGGCAAAAUACCUACUGUUAAGGAGGCAAAAGAAGAGACAUUCAGGCUUGAGAGCGUACAGAGUGAAGAAAGGGGGCAUGCACACAUGCAAUGCGUUGUCAAAAUGGUACAGAAAGUAAAGAAUCGGCCAAAGUGGGCUGAAGAGCUCCUGGGGAGGUAA